This is a messenger RNA of Melampsora larici-populina 98AG31, 8257 nucleotides long. RefSeq lists its product as uncharacterized. The record is from RefSeq and is a predicted model, not a curated record. NCBI's taxonomy places the organism in Eukaryota, Fungi, Basidiomycota, Pucciniomycetes, Pucciniales, Melampsoraceae. Bases 1 to 7851 code for a protein of 2616 amino acids. The transcript is spliced from 14 exons.
AUGUCUUUACCAUCACCGUUAACUAAUCAUUCUCCACAUCAUUUCAUCAAUUCAGAAAAGGAAAAUCGCGAAAUAUCAUCAAGAAAGUUACUCAAUCAUCAAAUCAAUCAAACUUCAAUCAAAUCAAUCUCACCUUUAACUAAAGCUAGAAAAACUUUACCUUCUCCACCUACUUCGAUUCCUUCUUUAACUCCACCUUUAGUACCUUCAAAACGGAAAUCAGUGGUCUUUAACGAAGAACGUCUUGGAAGCGCUCAAAGUAUACCAAAUCAUAGAUCCAAGUCAAAACCUUCGACUGUCUCAUCUCAAUCUAUCAAUUCAUCAGAUCAAUCAAACAAAGCAAUCUCCUCCGAUUAUCAUAAACGCGCCAGACUCGCACUGGCAAACCCUCAAUGUGCUCCUAUCACACCUUCAACCAAGCAACUUUCCAAUGGUCGUGAUCUACCUCGCUCUCGUCCUACUUCUCCUCUAGCUAAUCGAUCUAGUACAAAAUCUUUGGAUAGGUUUUAUUUUCAUGGUCGUCCUUCAAAUGAACCCAUUCAUCGUACUCAGAGUCCAACCCUCUCUGCCUCUGCGCCUUGCAAGAAGACCUCUAACCAAGCUGAUAUGCUCAUAGAUGAAGAUGAAGACGCCGUAGAUUCCGAUGGCUCGGAUGAGGCAAUAGUUCAGGAACUUUUGCCUCGCAAUCUCAAUGGUCAUAUGCGUAUCCGAGCUUAUUCUCUCGAUGCGAAAAGACUCAACCUUGGCCGAGACCUGACCUCUUUCUCGGUGUCGGACACUUCCCUCGCUGGCCCUACCACAGCCAAUGAAGAGGAUGGAUCAGUUCCACGUCCUAUUUUGAAGAAAACCUAUACUCAAAUUCAUAUUGCCGAAUCCCUUGAACAAGCCACUCGUUCUAAUGGUAGACCAAAGUUGACCUUUGAAGCUCACAUGUUUCCUGGAAGAUCUCAUCUAGCCUCUAAUAACGCGUCUAGAGCUCUUUUGUCAAUCACUGGAGCUGCUCAAGGUCGGAUGAUGAAUAUCAGUACGAGACCCCUUGAGUCCACUUUACCAUCCGCAUCUUCAUCUACUCAACCUGUACGAGGCCGUUCCCUAGCGCAAAGAACAUCCGAGAAUGUUGGGGAUCAAACUGACGAUGAGGCAUCCUCCGUGGACGGCAAUGAUGGUCAAACCGUGUCCGAGCUUGUGCCGGACGCGCCUACACAAGAAGAUUGCUACAUUGCCGCUGCGCGUACUAGUUUAUUGACCCUUCAAGCCUCACUUCUUCCACCACCUAACCAAAUGAGAUUAGAUCCAGUCUCACCUCUAGCUGCACUUACUAGCCCACAAAAACAACAAGUUGGUCAAUUAGGCAAUCUACUCGGUAGUCCCAGAGAACCCAAGGACAUCUUACCACGUGCUCCCAUUCAUAACCCUCGACUCGAACCUUUAGAGAUUAAAACCAAGAUGAAAAAGCGCGCUCGGUGUUUGGGUUCGUCUACCUCCAGAAGAACCGGUGCCCGGAUUUCCACUGUAACCUCUCGAGCUUCUCAUGCACCACCUCAAACGCCUGAUCGACAAAUCAUUCGACCCAGUGAUGUUCAAUCUCUACCAAGAGCCGUCAUCACGCUCAGAGAAGUCGAAGAAGCCUAUCUUUCUUUACAUCACAAUCUUUCCUUACUGAGACAGUAUUGGUUAAAAGAAGGUCUAUUAGCAGAAGUAGAUGAGGAAGCUCGAUUGUCCAAACUUUUUGUAGAUGAUUUGGCAAGCUCUUUGAUGGCAUGUCUUGUACGUGAAGUUGAGAAUUUAUGUCGACUUCAGUCCAAUUUACCUGAGUUGAAUCCCAUCGGGUCAAGCUCUGGUGUAGCAAGUAAUCCAAAUACCAGCAUCGAUGCGGGUAGUGACCUAUCUAGAAUGACCUCAAUAUCAACAUCAGCAGCCCAGCCAUCAACCGCCUCAAAGCCUACACUCCAAUCUUCGUCACCCUCAGAAAAGGUGGGCAUCUCAACCAACGAGAUCCGAAGACGUGUAGCUGAGAUUGAGACGGGUCAAGCUGGACUAAGAUGUAUUGCACUUUUUUGGAGUUGGCCACGUUGUAUGGUUAAUUUUGCUGAAGCUCAUACUCAAAGACUCAUUUCACUCUUAGUGGAUAUACCAGGUUCAUUAAUUCUGAGGCGUAAAAAGAAUUUACCCGUGAUUGGAACAUUUAAUCAUAUCUUCAAGUCUCAAAGCCUUGGUUUAAACCUUCUUGCUCCUCAUUCACAACAUAUCAUCGAUGCUGUCUCACAUACACUUUAUCUUUCAGCGGGUAAGAGUGGUGAUAAAGGGAAACGAGUUUUGUUACUUGGACUUGGGGCUUUAGAACAAUUGAUCAAACAGAUACCUGAACAAAUUUUACCUCGCAUCAGUAGGGUUGUUGAUCCACUUCUUGCUGCACUUGUUUCACCUGAAGCCAGCUCUUUGAGACAUCAAGGGUUGAGAGGAUUAGGUGCAUUGAUCAAUUGUACAAAAUCAGAUUGGAACCAAGGAUUGAGACAGUCUGCAGUUUCUUUGGGGUUUUCGGAAAAUAGUCAAUCUGGGAAGAGCCUCUCAGAUGCUCAAAAGAGUAAGAAAGAAGAUUUCCGGGAAAAGAUUUCAACGUAUACAUUUGCGCAUUUCACUGGACAGUCUAGUCCUAGGGCUUGGCAAGUUCUUAAUAAACAGCUUUCAGAAUCGUUUAAAGUGGGUGAUCUGGGUUGGGUGAUCAGCUCAAUGGCAACGGUGAUUGCUUUACUUGGUAAACGUAUCCGUCGAACCGAUCCUCCGGUCACUCGAUGUUUCAAGCCUCAUAUUCAGAUAUUAUUACAGAAAGAUGGACCGGUGAAACAACUAGCUUAUCAACUUUGGGAUUAUUAUAUCUUAGUAAUGCUCAUUUGGAGUAUUGAGAAUUUACAAGCCAAGAAAUCAGAAGAGAUUUGGGGUUUAGAUAAAACUCAAUUAUCUUUCUUUUUACAAAUCUUUCAUAACUCAUCCUUUUGGCGUACGAAUUCAAACUUAUCUUCUCAUACUACAUCUAAUUCAACCAUGCCUGUUAUGUCACUUAAUGGUCAAAGAUUAGUAGAGUAUGAUUUACUUAGACUUGCUGAUCAUUCUCGUAAACCGAAUCUUAACUGUGGACUAGGAACUGGUAAAAUGAACUCUGGUAAUGGAGCAAACAUUCCACCCAAGAUCGCUCCUCGUCCUCCUACUCAGAUUGGAAAAAGUGUGAUGAUCAAACGAUCUACUUUACAUCAUUCGAUCUCAGCAUUUCUUUAUGGUACGAUAGGAUGUGUACAAAAGUAUUUACUUGUACCUACUCUGAUGUUAACGACUCCAGUGAUCAGACCAGAAGAAUGGUUAGAGAGUGUAGCACAAUCAUCAAGGUUUCGACAUUUAGAUAUUAUUUGGGAAGAGAUCAUUGAACCUAGUUUACCGAAUUUACUUCUUAGUCAAAUUGAUGAUCAUCGACUUUAUGCAUCUGAAAUCAUUAUAGCAUUAUGUGGUGGAAUUGAUGAAAUCAAUGAAAAUGAAAAAUUUGAAUGGAAUUUAGAAAGAUUUUUACAUCCAGUUUAUCAUGAUCCACCUAUUAAAGUUGAUCAACCAUCUAAGAUUGAUUUAGAAAAGUUUUCGGAAUUAGGAUUUAAAUCAUUAAUUCAACCUAAAGAAAUCCCAUCAUUAGAUUUACUUUGGAUUUGUUGUAGAUCUUCAAAUUUGAUUUCAUUAGUUUUUAAAUCAUUAAAUUCAAUGAAUUCGAUUUCAAACUCGAAUGAAUUUCAAUGGAUUCAUGAUCCUUCAGAUCCUACAUUUCAAAUUAUUCCAAUCCCAAUCCUAAAUAUAUGGAAAGCUUAUCUUAAAUCAUUAAAAAGAGUACAAGCAAGUUGGAAGAUGAUUGAACCUAAAUUUAAUUUAGCCUUUUUGGAAGUUUUAUCAGUUUUAAAAGAAACAUUAUUGAAUCGUCAAAAUGAUUUCGUAUUAUCUAAUCGGUUAAGAAUCUUAAGGUUUCGUGAAUUAUAUUUAGUUUUAAAAGAUGAAAUGGGAGAUGAAUUAAUGAAAAAAGAAAUCAUUGAGCGUGAUGGUCAAAAAAUCAGCGGAUUAUCAGAUUUGAUGAAGUUUUUAAUUGAUGGUCAAAGUCAAAACAUCUUGAAAGAAAGAACUGAAACGAAGCUUGAAAAUGAUUUAAUUGAAUAUAGUGAUUUGAUUGAAAUGAUUUUAAAAGAUUUAAUUUUAACUCGUAAAUCAUUUGGAUCACCUAAAUUAUUGAAUUUGUUAGGUCGAGAAAUAUCAAGUUUAGGUUUGGAUUGUCAAGAAGAAAUCUUAAAGAAAUCGAUUGGUAAAAUCAGUCGAAAGAUUACAAGUGAUUUAUUGAAAUUAAUUGAAGCUGGAGUAGAUUGGGAUGAAGUACCUAUUGAAACUUGGAUGGUCAAAUUGAUUGAAUUGAAUUUAUUAAGUUUUGUCAACGUAACAGAUCAUUCAAGUGAAGUAGCGGUUCAAAUUGAUUUAGAAAUCAGUUCUAGUGAAGUUUUAAUUGAUUUGAUUAAGUUUUUGGGUAGGUGUAGUGAUGAAAGUUUUGGUAGAAUGAUGAUAGGUUGUAGUGAUGGAUUAGUAAAAUAUUUAGAGUGUCAUUUAGAGAAUAUUGGUAAUGGUACGGAUCAGCUUUAUCAAGCAUGUCUUAAUCGGUAUAGUUCAUAUGAAGGAAUUAUACCAGAAGAAAUGCAAGAAAAUUUCAUUAAAUUGGUUUUAAUACCAUUUGAAUCAUCAUCAUUUGAUCUUGAUCAUCAAUUUGGUUUUGUUAAUCAAGUUCUUUUACCAUUCUCAAAAACUAAGAAUGGGAUUUUUUUAUCAGAAGAAAAUCAGAUGAUUAAAUCGUUAUUCAAUACUCAUGUUAUGGUAGAUAUCGAAAAAGGCGGUGAAGAUACUGAUCCUUUGGUCUUGGAUCCAAGCCGAGUCGAAGUAGAAGAACCAACUGAUUCGUCGAUGUUCAGUCCACCACGAGAAAAUCUUAAAGAAUGUGAGGAAGUAGUCAAUAAGGAAGGUAUCUUGAUCGGAUCAGGAUCGAAUGUCCAAGAUGAACUAGAAAUGGAGCGAACGGACCAGUUUACAUCCAAGAAAGAUACAGAAGCUUUCAAGAGGAGUCGGUCUAGCUCAUUAAGCUCGAUCGGAUCAGGAUCGAAUGUACUCGAUGGACCAGAAAUGGAACGAACAGAUCAGGUUACACCCAAGAAAGAUCAAGAAGUUUUCAAGAGGAGUCGGUCUAGCUCAUUAAGUUCAAUCGGAUCGGAAUUCUCUAGAUCUAAAGAUAGUAAAGUCAUGAGUGAUAUGGAAGUUGAUCAAGUCAAGAAUCAAAGAUCAAAUCAGAAAUCAGAAACGGUUGUAGGGAAGAAGAAAGGAAAAGGUAAAGAAAGGGAAGAGAUUAAGAAUCGUAGAAGAAGUACUCGUCACAGUUCUAGAUCUACUCAAUCUUUGAUCAUCAGUUCAGAAAAUGAUCAAUUUAGUCAAGAUGAAUUACCUAAAGAUGAUUCAAGAAAACCUAAGAAGACUUUAUUGAAACGAGAAAAGACAUUGAUUAAGGUUAACAAUAAUUUGAAUACUCGUCCUUCUUUAUCUGCUGUUGGUGGUAGUGGUAGUAGUAGUAGUAGUAGAAUACCAUCAGAGAAUCAAAAAGAAGGAAAAUCAAAUACUCAAAGUCCAAAGAAAGUUGGUAAACGGUCACGUACUAUUAGUGUAACUAGUCAUGAAGAUUCUCAAGAGAGAGGUCUAAGGAAGAGAAGAAGGUCUAAUCGAAUCAAGCAAAAUGAUACAAGUUACUCUGGAUUCAGUGGUAUGGUUGUCGAAGACAAUGAAGAACAGCUUACUCAGAAUGGUUCGGAGACUACUGAUACUGAACUUACAAUCGAAGCUCCUCAGGCAAUGGUGGUAGAGGAAGUUGAACCUUUGAUCGAAACUCCUGAGGUGAAGACGUCAGAGGAAGUAGAUGCUAACUGCGAGGACACGAUCGAAGUCGCGAGCAAGAGUAAUGCAGAGCCCAAUAGAGAGCUUGACCACAACAUGACAGACGCGGACGGUUUCACAAAAAGUAGUGUUGAUAAAGAUGUAGAGGAAAGUCCGGAGAGCUUUACAGAACUCGUCGACAGCGGUAGUGGCGCCGAGGGGGAUAAAUCAGUAGGGAACGAGGAAGAGGUUCAAAGUUUGGAUAAGACUGUUAAAGAUCAAAGUCUUAAACUUCCUUCUGGAGCCGGACAUGAAGAGAACACGUACGAUCCUGUCAAUAUAUCUUCUACAAAACGAUUAGUCAAUUUUGUUAUAGCAAGUAAGGAGAAAGGAAAAGAAGUUGAACGACUGGAAGGAGAAAAGAGUGGAACAAGCCUUAGAUCUCCUAGUUUCUUAAGUAUGAGUAGUAGUACUAUGAAUCAUACGAAAGAGGUGGUGGUGUUAUCUGGAACUCGAAUGAGUUUGUUACUCGGUAGAAGCUCUAGUACUUCUUUGGCGAUUGGUGGUGAAGUUGAGGAGAAAAGAUCCGAUGAAAUAGAAAAGAACGUGAAUGAGGAGCAAGUAACUUGUCAAGAUCCUGCUACCGAGGGAGGUAAUAUACCUGAAGGAUCACAUGACCUGCUACUCGAAAGUCAUUCUACCACCCCCAUCGGUGAUGCGGAAGUGGAGCAUUCUGAUAAACUUUCAAGUCGCGAAGGUCAUCAUUCUACCGUCAUUGCCAACGAUGAGAAGAGUGAUACGCCUAAUUGGACACCUGUAGAUGAAAGUUCACUAGAUAUCAAACCAACAGCCUUCUCAUAUACUCUAUCGGAAUCUCUGGAAGCAAACCCAUGGGCUGAAUUGGCUCCUCCUAACACCACUCGUACUCAAGUCGAUAGCACUGAUCAGUGUGAGAAGAGUAUUGAAAGUGUAGAUAUCCCUACAUCAGCAAAUAGCCGAUCGAUACGAAAAAGUCGCCAGAUGCUCUCACCUGUUGUUGUUAUCCCGUACAACCCGUUGAGGUAUUUUGACCCCAAAGGAAGAGGUACAAGUCAGAGUAGUAGUAAGCAGAGUAGUAGUCAAAUCGAUCAUGACUCUGGUAGUCGACCUAUCGCUCGCACACGAUCUCAAGCUCGUCUUCGGAUGAGCUUAGAACACUCGUCGAGUAGUCAGCUAUCAUCACAUUCUCCACAGCCCUCCUCGAAUAUCAGUCAAGUUGAUCUUCAUACAACCGGGGAAUCGAAGUCAAGGGAAGAGAAAAGUCUAGAAGAUGAAGAUCAGUCUGAUGAUGACGACGAAGAUCAGUCUGAUGAUGACGACGAAGAUCAGUCUGACGAUGAACUUGAAGAGAUAAGUAACACCAGAAAGCUUGAAGAUGAUAGGUCGAAUGAAAGAGUGAUGUCACCCGCCACGAAACGUCCUCGGCGUUCCGAGAUUGGUUUAGAUUCUUAUCAACCAGAUUCAAUCCUUUUAGAACGAGUCACACGAUCUGAACGACCUUUGACACGUUCUUCAUCUCGUUCAGAUCAAGGCUUAGAGAAUGUAGAUGGAAGUCAGAAAGGGGAAUUAAGCCAUUCAAAGAUUGAUCCUGAUUUAUUGAGGGUUCAAUUAGAUCGAUCUCAUUCUGUAUCUUCUAGAUCAUCGAGUGGAAGUAGAAAAAGUUUGAGGAGUCGCACGCUUGGUCAACGGAAGGAGCCUGAGGUGCCAAAAGGGCCAAUGGUAAACCAAGAUGAUCAUUCAGUGGUGAAUGAAACAAAUGAGUUGGUUGAGAGCACACAAGAUAUCAGGGCUCAAGCAGAGAAUUUUUCAACUGAGAAAUUAUUGAAGUUGACUAGAGUUACAGCAAGUUUAGUUGAAGAAAGACUAUCAAAGAAAAAAUCAAAGUGAAAUGAUGAGGAUUGAAUGAUGAAAUGAUUGAAUGAUAUUGAGUUAUUUUUUGUUUUGGAAGGUUUUGGGUUUAAGAAAGUUGGUUUUUUAGAUUAAUAAAUUUUGUAAGAAUUGAUGGUCAUUUUUUGAUUUACUUGAAUUUUCUUGGUUUGGUUUGGAUGAUUUAUUUAUUUAUUUUUCUUUGGAAUUACUUAUGAUUAUUGAUUUUAAUAUAAAAUUUUAAAUGGAAACAAAACAAUUGAUUUUGAAUUAUAGGAUUUUUAUUAUAUUGGACAUAUACAAUCUUUAGUUUAUUUAUGAUUUGUUUAGAUUUAGGAAAACAAAUAUAAUUUCAUUUUUUUCUUUGUUCUUGGACUUUGGUUUUGGGUUUCUUGAAUUGGAUUUUUGAUAUUUGUAUCACUUGAUU